AUGUUGUUCGACAAAGCUCGGCAGUUUUCAGAUGUAGAGGAAAGCGAGACAACUCGACGUGAGCAAGGCAAACCACUGUCAUGUAUUAUAUACUUUUUUGCCUCGCAGAUGUCCUACAAUCUGGAGUCUCCGGCGACGGGCUUGGAUACGAAAACCGAAAAUGGUCAUUCAAGCGAGAAAGUCCAUCGUCUGGACACUUUUCUAGCAGAAGUGCAGGAGCACGCCAAUAACAGCCCUUACGUUACUCGUUUCGAGACCAUUCCAGUCGAAAUGACCCCCCCAGGACGUCCCAAAGGAACGUCGCGGCAAGAAAUGCACGACACUUUGCUGCUGGCUAGCUUCAAAAAUAAAACGGCCUGGCGCAGAUGGAUUGAAACUCCAGAAUGGCAGCAAUUCAUGCAGAAAACGGAGAAGAAUGCAGUCUUCCGACGCAUUCCACAUGUCCGGUGUGCUCACAGUCUUAAGGGCUUAAGGAAUCCCUUUGAAGUGCUGAUGGCUUGA
Messenger RNA from Talaromyces proteolyticus, 501 nucleotides. RefSeq lists its product as uncharacterized. The coding region runs from base 1 to 501 and encodes 166 amino acids. Lineage: Eukaryota; Fungi; Ascomycota; Eurotiomycetes; Eurotiales; Trichocomaceae. The transcript has a single exon. The record is from RefSeq and is a predicted model, not a curated record.